This is a messenger RNA of Oryzias latipes (Japanese medaka), 2296 nucleotides long. It is a transcript of the gene dcaf15, whose product is annotated as DDB1 and CUL4 associated factor 15. The record is from RefSeq and is a predicted model, not a curated record. Gene Ontology annotation, biological process: protein ubiquitination. Gene Ontology annotation, cellular component: Cul4-RING E3 ubiquitin ligase complex. NCBI's taxonomy places the organism in Eukaryota, Metazoa, Chordata, Actinopteri, Beloniformes, Adrianichthyidae.
CGAGCAGGAAGACAACCAAUGGCAGCAGGGCCGUUUCGGCGGGGAGGAACAGUGAGGAGGGAGAUGGCGCCCAGCUCGAAAUCUGAAAAGGACCACAGCAAGGAGACAACCCCUAGGAAACACAAAGACCAUGUCGUAAAGCUUCUAAUGCGUGGAAAGCUGUCAGGACAGUUUUCCCAGCGCUUGUUCAGGAAGCUGCCUCCCCGGGUUUGUGUCCCACUCAAGAACAUCGUCAGCGAGGACUUCCUGCGAGCGGGGCACAUCUUCCUGGGCUUCACCAAAUGUGGCCGCUACGUUCUGUCCUACACCAGUGACUGUGGAGAGGACGACGACUUCUGCUUCUACACCUACCAUCUGUACUGGUGGGAGUUCAACCUGCACAGCAGACUCAAACAGGUCCAUCAUGUGCGGCUUUUUGCAGGAGAGGAAAUCUACAGUGACCUGUACCUCACUGUGUGCGAGUGGCCUAACGACCACUCCAAAAUCGUCAUCUUUGGCUUCAACACUCGCAGCUCCAGCUCUGUGCUGAUGAAUCUGAUGAUGAGUGACGAGAACAACAGGGACAUCUACAUCACCAUUGCCUCCAUGCCUCCUCCGAGACCCUGUUCUCAGUGCAGUGCGAUCCCGCCAGCCACCACCGUGCGCUCAGGGAGCAGUGAAUGCCUGGAGCACGGAUACGUGCUCAACAGCAGAUACCAGGUGGUCUACCCCUUCCCCACCUUUCAGCCGGCCUUCCAGCUAAAGAAGGACCAGGUCAUCCUGCUGAACACCAGCUAUUCUCUGGUGGCCUGUGGCAUCUCCCUCUGUUCAGGGCAGCAGUCGUCUCAGAUCCUCUACACUAAGGGGGCGGCUCCGUCAGCAUCUUCCUCCUCACCGCCGUCUUCUCUACCUCAGGGGGUUCCUGAAAGUCGGCCGUCCCACUGUAGGCCUGCUGCGGUUCCCUGCUCCCCCAGCCAUUCUCAAGCAGCCAUGCGUGCCCGCGAGUUUGCUGCUGACCUUUUUAGGCGAGCCCAGGGAGGGGGGCAGGGGGACAGAAGGACCACUGGAUGCAGCGAGAAAGAACCCAACCAUCCAUCAGAAGAUAAAGGGAAUAACGCUGAGACUUUCCAAGAAGCAGAUGACUGUAAAGGACGGCUGACCAGCUCACCACCAGCAUCAAGCCUGUGUGGGGGGGUCACUCAUCCACUGAGCAUUGAACCUGUUCUGCCACCUGCCCCAUCUUCAUCACUGCAUCCAUCAACCUCAGCUGCAUCCUCCUCCCAGGAUUCCACCUCCACUGAACCUGGAUAUGUGAACUACUCUCGCCUGCAUUACCGCCUGCAGCAGCCGGGGGCAGCAGAGCAGCCCUCAGGAGGAUAUGAAGAUGACAAAGUGCAGCUGGCAUUCACGGUCACGGACCUGAAAGGACGGAACCUACAGCUGGUUACUGGACCUCAUGAUGGACAGAGUGUUUGUGUUGAACAGCUGACCCUGGAUUUUGAGUAUCUCAUCAAUGAGGUGAUCAGGAAUGACGCCAGUUGGGCUCCACAGUUUUGCUCCUUCAGCGACUAUGAUGUUGUGAUUCUGGAGGUCUGUCCAGAAACCAACACGGUGAUGAUCAACAUCGGUCUGCUGCUGCUGGCGUUUUCCACCUCUGACCAGGAGCACUGCAGGCCAAACACCUACCACUCCAACCUGCAGGUCUGCUGGGACCUCAACACAGGAGCGUGCUGCACCGUGGGGGUGGGGGACCUGACGGAGGUCAGGGGUCAGACCAGUGGGAGCGUGUGGAGCUCCUACAGGAAGUCCUGCGUCAACACGGUGAUGAAGUGGCUGCUUCCAGAGAGCAGCUCCCGCUACAUCAACCGCAUGACCAACGAGGCGCUGCACAAAGGUUCAUCUUUGCAGGUGUUGGCUGACAGCGACCGCUGCACCUGGAUUGUGUUAUGAAGAAAGACGCGGAGCUCCAGAGUUAACGUAACACGCGAGCGCAACCUGAUCGCCGCGGGUUCCGGAGCUGCACGAUUUCAGAAGACCCGAACGAAAAAUGUGUCAGCAGAACCUUCUAUCUGUUUUCUGUGAAAGCCGGAGCUGAACAAACAUCUUUCUCAUGGAAAACUCUAACAGCUGCUUUAGGACCCGGCUCUCCGGGUCAGAAGCACCCCAGGGGCCGGGCUGAGUCUGCCGUAUUUAUAGGUGAAGGGACUCUACUUGUUCUUCAGUGGAGUAGAGACAAAGACCUUCACCCUCUUUGUUUACUCCUGUAGAAGUUACCAUUCUGCAGAUAUUUUUGCUAAAAUAAAACUCUUGAAAGGUU